AUGGCGGGGAGUUCAAAAGCUGAUAUGGACAGAUUCGCAGAUGGAUCUAUGCUUUUGCAAGUGUCAAACGUAUUUCCCGACAUUGAGAGUGACAUCAUCAGAAAAGACCUCAGUUUUACCCACAGUGCAGAGCAAACAAUCAACAGAAUACUUGAUGGAACGAUUAUUCAGUCAAGCCCACAAAAAAAUAACAGCAGUGGAAGCUAUGCCUGCAGCUCUACUGAUAUCAACAGUGAUAGUGACCUUGACCUUCCACCUUUAAAACUGAAGGUCAAUCCUCGGUGUCCGCCAAGGGGAUCCUAUGGAAAUGCUUCAAAGUAUGACAAUGAUGUCAUAGACCUCUCACAGGACGAUCACAGUGACACAGAUGUUAACUCGGACAGUGACCCAGAACUGCCAGAUUUAGAUAAUCCGACAGGAAAACAUAACAAUGAUGAGAGUAAUGUAGAUUCGUCAAAUCAGAUUGAGAACAUCAGUGCAGCGAAAACACGCGAGAAAAAUAAUUACAAUUUGAAGAAAACCUCGAACACACAUACUCAUACGGAUACUAGUCAUAAAUGUAAUGCUAAUUUGUGUAGUUCCGAAACAGCAUGUGAUUUAGCAGGUGACCCGAGUUCCAAAAUGGUUGAAAAUGAUUUCAGACCUAAUUUCUCUGUACACAUCAGUGAUGAUUCAGAUGAGGAUUAUGGACCACUUACCAACAGACUUGGCUUGGCAGAACGAUGUGGUCUAGGGGCCAAGUCAAGGCUCUUCACCAAAGUGUCGUCUGCUGCUUCAGAUUCAAAAGUUGCACAACAUGAACGAGAUGCAAGUGACUCUUUUGGUUCAGUUCAGGGAGUCAAAAGGAAAAGCAACAUCCUUGUUGACUCCAACCAGGCUGACCAUAAUUGUGAAGAUGUCCCUCAGAAGAAAGCCAAGAAGAAGCGAAGCCCUGAGGAGAUUGCUGAGAGCAAACGACUGGCUGAGGAGAAGCGUGCUGAGCGUGUCAGGGCCCUGGAGGACAAGAAGGCUCAGAAACAGCGAGAGUCGGACAUGAAGAAGGCCUUACAGGAGAACAAGAGGCACUACAGGGCCGGGGACUGUGUCAAGUAUCUCACUGUGUCAGUGGAUCCAGGGGUCAUCAACAGUGGUCAGCUUGGGGCGGGUAUCUUCAAGGCCUGUGGGGAUCUUGGGGCCAAGUGUGUGACUGAGCCCCAGUUUGUCCCUAACACCAUCACAUGGAAGAGGGAAGUGCUGGACUGUAGUCAGGCUACUGCAGUGAAGAAGGAGGUGGUGGAAGAGGAUGUCCUUGCAGUGAUUCCUACACACGACUUUGUAUCCAUGGUAACAAACUAUACACAGAUGCAGCAGGGGCUCGGACAAGCUGGAGCCAUGACGGUGAGGGACUACAUCCAGACACUGCAGAGUGUGUAUGCAGGGAAAGCCAUAUCAGUUUUUGUCAUGGGAAAAGAGAAGUAUUUUAGUGAUCUGAAGCUGUCUAACAAGAGGAACCAUCGUGAGGCUGUGUUGAACGUCGGCGGUGGCGAUGGACAGAGACCGAGGAAGACAAAGAAAGGCGGGUCGGACAGAGUGAUAUCCCGAGUUGAGAUGGAGGAGGCCCUGAUAGAUGCACAGCUCCACACAAACUGCAUCGUGCAGUUUGCAGAGACAAGCCAGGAUGCAGCAGACCUGGUCAAGUCCUUCACCAAAGCUGUUGCAGACAAACCGGCCAAGAGAGAUCGCCUGGAGAACGUAUUUGACUUUCUGGCCGAGGGAGCUGCAGGGGUCAAGGUCGACAAAAAUGGCAACGGGCUGCUCAAAGUGUGGAAACACCAACUGCUGCAAUUUAAGAAUGUUGGUCCGGACAUGGCGGAGGCCAUCAUCGCCGUAUACCCAUCUCCCCGCCUGCUGUAUGAGGCUUACAAGAGCUGUACCACUGAAAAGGAGGCACAGAAACUGCUUGAAAAUAUUGUGGUGCGAAGAGGAGCUGGUGUGCUUGUAACAAAUCGCCGAAUUGGCAAAGAACUCUCAAGAAAAAUUCAUUCUUUGUUUACAAGUACAGAUUCAGAAUUUAUCAUAAAGUAAUAUAAUUCAGUAUUGACUUAGCGUGCAUUAAAGAGAGACUAGGCUCUAGGUUGUCUUUCGUUCAAACUGCACUUUCUUUGUCAGCAUGACUGUUAACUUCAGUUGUAUGAUUUGUUUCAAGGUCACAGUUGAUCAUUGUUAAUUACCCUAAUUACAGAGAAAGUCUCGGGUUUACACAUGGAACUAAAAGCUUGGUCUAGACCAGGACUGGAAAUGGGCCCAAAUCAUGGAGAACAGUCUCUCUUUAAGCAUGUUAAGUGUAAAUUACAGAUUGUGUCACAGGUAGACAAUUACAUAUGACUUUCCACAUUGUCCAGGUCAUUAUCACCUUGUUUCGAUGUCAGAUGUCAGAAACACAAUCAUUACAAUUAUCUCAGUAAACUGUCAAAAGGACAAGUUGUUGAGAACUCUUUCUUUGUAGGGGUUACAGCAGUCUUGACGGGGUGUGAUGACGUAUUUAACACACACACACACACACACACACA
Molecule: messenger RNA, 2549 nt
Organism: Haliotis rufescens (red abalone)
Lineage: Eukaryota; Metazoa; Mollusca; Gastropoda; Lepetellida; Haliotidae
Product: crossover junction endonuclease EME1-like
Exons: 11
Coding region: 1-2064 (687 amino acids)
Biological process (GO): replication fork processing; double-strand break repair; mitotic intra-S DNA damage checkpoint signaling
Cellular component (GO): nucleus; Holliday junction resolvase complex
Molecular function (GO): ubiquitin binding
Source: RefSeq, a predicted model, not a curated record